Messenger RNA from Humulus lupulus (European hop), 672 nucleotides. RefSeq lists its product as uncharacterized. NCBI's taxonomy places the organism in Eukaryota, Viridiplantae, Streptophyta, Magnoliopsida, Rosales, Cannabaceae. The record is from RefSeq and is a predicted model, not a curated record. The transcript has 3 exons. The coding region runs from base 1 to 672 and encodes 223 amino acids.
AUGACACAAUAUGGGAAGUACUCUAUGGUUGACAAUUGGAUUUUCUACCGGGCAAGGGCCAAAGCAAGGGUAAUGUUGGAGGGUUCAGUUGCAGAGCAAUAUGAAAUUCUUGAGGACUAUUGCAAGCAAAUCUGGGCCACUAAUGCAGGUAGCACUGCUAAAGGAUACUGCAAAUGUUUGUUGUUGCUGUGGGAAUUGAUCCAGAAAAUGCAAUGUUCCAUAUAUUCUUAUGCAUUAUGUGAGAAAGAAAAUAUUGAAACUUGGAAGUGGUUCCUGAAUCUAUUGAAGAUAGAUAUGGAAAUAGAGAGACCACAAGUGUAUACCAAGAUGAGUGAUAGGCAGAAAAGUUUGGAAAAUGUAGUGGGGAUAGUUUUCAAUGGAGCAGAUGAGGUACCAAUUGAGUGGUAUCCCAUGUGGCCAUGUACUUGCAUGUGGGUAGCACGCCAUAAUGUUAUGGAGUAUAUUCAUGAAGUCUACCAGAAAGAGAAGUUUGAGAAGGCUUACAAUGGCAUAAUUGAGCCUAUGCCAAGUCCAGACUUUUGGCCAGAGACUGGGCUAAAUCCAUUCCACCCACCUACUAAGAGUAAUCUACUAGGGAGACAAAGAAAAUCUAGGAGAAGGGAAGUAGAUGAACCUCCACCAGGUGCUACCAGGAAUCGAAGAUUUGGAUAG